CAGACGCCGUCUGAACGACUGUACUGGGAGUGUUUGAUGGCUACCUAGGCUACUGAGCACGACGUCCAGUCAUUUGUCGUAUUUAAAGAGGGAUCGGUGUUUUUUUGAGGCCGAGAAAACGAAAACACCGCUUUACAUUCAACGAUGAAGGUAGUCGACUGAACGUGGACCCUGCUAACUUUUAACCGCUAACGUUAAACGAGACUUGGUCGUCGAGCAAAAUCCAACUUCAUCGAUCGCGGAUAACGUAAACUCUUCUGAAAAUACCCUCAACGGAAGUCUAAAAAGGAUCAAGAGAAGUGCUUGAAGACUUGGACUCGAUGUCACACGAAGAACUGCAUGACUGUACCUGGACAGCAGCCCUUUGUACCUGUUGUCCCUCGACAACCUACAGUCUGUAGGAGUUAGCUGCGUACUUAACCGUCGGCUAACUGUAGCACGCGAGCUAAUGUCGGGUGCAUUAGCAGGCAUGCUAGCAGCAUAGUAUUGUGCUACUGCCAGGACUUUACCACUUACCAGUGCAACUUUGUAUGGCAAUGUCUUUAAUACGUUUUUGCAACAGGUAAACCUUUUGGAAAUAUGUCAAAGCAGUAAAAAAAAAUUAAAAGUUAGGCCAUAAUUCUCUUGUUUUUGGAACUGCGGGAAUGCCAUGAGUAGUAAUCUGCCUUUUUUUGGUUCGUGUUUUGAAGACUGCCCUCGUGUUCCAGAGUACUGGCUAGUUAUCCGGAUGAUGCGGUCUUUUGGCACAGUCUAACCCCCCCCCCCCCCCCCCCAAGUACCGAGCGACCAUGUUGGAUCAUACAGAAUAGCAUCACACUUGGAAGGGGAGAGGAGUUUACGGCCGUGCGGUUGGCGCUGUCCUUUUUGUGUGCUAAUGCGAACAGAAGAGGAAACCUUUGAUUUGUCCGAGGGAUACGAAUAGCUCGUCUGAAGUCUCCAUCGCUUUAUGCAUCAAAAUGUCGGCCAUCUCUGCAUCCGAGAAAGUGGACGGGUUUACGAGAAAGUCCAUGAGGAAGGCCCAGAAACAGAGGAAAUCCCAGGGCUCGUCUCAGUACCGCACGCAGAGCGCUCCGGUGGAGCUGUCGCCGCUGCCGCAGCUCAAAGAUGCCCCCUCCACAGAGCAGCAGGAGCUGUUCACCCAGAAACUCCAGCAGUGCUGCAUGCUCUUCGACUUCCUGGACUCGGUGAUGGACCUGAAGAGCAAGGAGAUCAAGAGGGCCACUCUCAACGAGCUGGUGGACUAUGUUUCCACCAACAGAGGGGUGCUGGUCGAAUCUACGUACCCAGAGAUCACCAAUAUGAUCUGCACCAAUAUAUUCCGAACUCUUCCACCAAGUGACAACCCAGAUUUUGACCCAGAGGAGGAUGAACCCACUCUAGAGGCUUCCUGGCCUCACAUUCAACUGGUCUACGAGUUUCUGCUGCGCUUUCUAGAGAACCCAGACUUCCAGCCCAGCAUUGCAAAGCGCCACAUCGAUCAGAAAUUUGUUCUGCAGCUCCUAGAGCUGUUUGACAGUGAGGAUCCGAGGGAGAGGGACUUCCUGAAGACCAUUCUGCAUCGGAUUUAUGGAAAGUUCCUGGGGUUGCGUGCCUUCAUCAGGAAGCAGAUCAACAACAUUUUCUUGCGGUUCAUCUAUGAAACUGAGCACUUCAACGGUGUUGCUGAGCUUCUAGAAAUCCUGGGGAGUAUCAUCAACGGGUUUGCGUUGCCUCUGAAGGCCGAGCACAAGCAGUUCCUGAUGAAGGUGCUCAUCCCGCUGCAUACCGCGAAAGGACUGGCCCUGUUCCACGCACAGCUGGCCUACUGUGUGGUCCAGUUCCUGGAGAAAGAUCCUACACUCACUGAACCGGUUAUCCGCGGGCUGCUGAAGUUUUGGCCAAAAACCUGCAGCCAGAAAGAGGUGAUGUUUCUGGGGGAAAUUGAGGAGAUUCUUGAUGUCAUCGAGCCAACACAGUUCAAGAAGAUCCAGGAGCCGCUGUUCAAACAGAUCUCUAAAUGUGUGGCCAAUCCACACUUUCAGGUCGCGGAGCGAGCGCUGUACUUCUGGAAUAACGAGUACAUUCUCAGCCUCAUCGAGGAAAACAUUGACAAGGUCCUUCCCAUCAUGUUUGGUAGCCUGUACCGGAUCUCCAAAGAGCACUGGAACCCGACAAUCGUAGCUCUGGUGUACAACGUGCUGAAGACUCUGAUGGAGAUGAACUGCACGCUGUUUGACGAGUUGACUUCCUCCUACAAAGCAGAGCGGCAACGGGAGAAGAAGAAGGAGCAGGAGAGGAACGAGCUGUGGAAGAAGCUGGAUGAGUUGAGGCUCAGCAGCGCCGCUCUGGUCCAGAACAACAGCCACGGGCUCCCAGGUGUCCAGAACAACAACAACAACAACAACAAUAGUAAUAGUAAUAAUAAUGACAACCAGGACAAGAGCGCUGAGGCUGCAGCCGUCCCCACAGACAACAAAGAUCCAGACGGCGGGGUGGCCGCCAGUGAGAGCACCCAAUGUGCCAAAUGACACCGGAUGGCAGUUUUUUAUUCCGCAACGGUUUGACAUCGUGUUCAGGACUGUCGGGAGAGGAUUGACGGAGACAGAAAAAACACAAAUUACACCUCAACAGUAUAUUAAAUCUACGAGAGUGACUUAGAACGCCAGCAUUUCUUUGGCAGAAAGUAUAUAUAUAUUUCAAUUUAAGACUAUUUUUGGAUGUUACAGUGUGGCUGCAGUAUAUUGUUUAUUUGUCUGAUCAAAGAUUUAUCCAUUCACAUUUAGUUUCUGAACUGAAAAUGAUUUUUUUUGUUUUGUUUAUAUUCGUUGUAUGAUACAUGGGAGGGGAGAAAAUAAUAAUGACUUGAAUUUAAUGUUUCCGAUUGUGCUGCGCUUAGACGAGCUGAAUAGCUAUUUAAAGAUGUCGAUUUUUUAAUGUGCUUUUCCUUGUUGCUGCCAACACGUGUGUGCAAACCUCAAGGAAGAAGGGAACUGCGGUCUUUGGGAGUAUUUGGGUGCAGAUGGGACCAGAUCCGUCAUUCAACAUGAAAUGUGCAUUGAUGGACAGAACAGGACCGGUAUCAGGAGCAGCUGCAGCACAGGUGUCUCACGUUACAGAUGGAGAUGGGAGGUUCAUGGCCAAAACAAACAAAACGAGAAGAUAAAUCCUAAAGAGUAAUAACCCCAGAUAUGGAUUGAUAUCUCUGUGUGACUUUAUUCACAGUUUAGGGAAGAUGGAACAUUUUUGAGAUUAUGUUUGUGUUUUCAGGUGUUCGUAAAGAUGUGAAAUGUUGUGACACAACACCUGCAUUUAUUACAUUACACUCAAGUAUUGAGACGGGCCUUUCAAGAGAUGUUCAGCCUGACUGGGACUAAAGGAAAACUUCAAUAACUUUGAGGAAUGGGUUUGGAUCAGAAGAUCCAUACCACAGUAGGAUCUUCUCAUCUCACUCAACAAGAACGAGAAUACAAGUGUUUCCCAAGAUGUCCAGCUAUCCCUCUUAAAGUAGAAGAUUAAAAAAUACGCACAUGAGACCGACAGAGUAUUGACAAGGCAAAUAUUUUUGAAUGUUUCCUUUUGCGGAUGGUUUCUGACGGGAUGCAGGAUGCGCUUGAGUGCGUGUAUGUUAGUUUGGAGGCUACUUAAAGGGAAACGCCACUCGAUUUAAGAUGUUGUGUACAGUCCAUCGUUUCUGAGGUUGUGCAGUCAGUGCUUGGGAACAUCAAUGGUUCACCGUCAACGCUGAAAAGACUUAGUCAUCUUACCACUUAUUUGGCAUUUUACAAUUCACAAGAAGCUGGUGUUGUGUAUUGUUGUAUUUUAUAUCCAAACAAGGCUCAUUUACGAAGUAGUGAUAUCCAGAUAAUGACUGCUGAGCACAGGAAAAUCCAAGUAAUCUCUGCCAUCAAUGCCUGUUCACUCCCCGCAUCUCCCGACUUUGUAACCUCACAUUUGCUUUUAGUUUCCGACGUUGGGAGUUGAUAAAUAUGUUCAUGAACUUAAUCGGACUGCCGUAGAUCAUAGGAACAACUUGUGACUUAUUUUUUUAAUUGAAUGGUGUUCCCUCUGAACCCAGAGUGUCUGCUCUUACUUCAUAUUUUUAGGUCCAGUCUUUGUUGAUGCCUUUCUGUCAGUACAGCAUUCCAACCUCUGUGACGUUUAAAAAAAAAAACUGUUUGGGGAACCUGUUUUGUAAUCGCAGAUCUUAUUUAGGUUUCACCAUAAAAUAAAGUCUACUUUAUCUUUCUACUCAAA
Pseudoliparis swirei is the source of this 4233-nucleotide messenger RNA. It is a transcript of the gene ppp2r5a, whose product is annotated as protein phosphatase 2, regulatory subunit B', alpha isoform. The coding region runs from base 957 to 2507 and encodes 516 amino acids. The transcript has 13 exons. Gene Ontology annotation, biological process: protein dephosphorylation; signal transduction. The record is from RefSeq and is a predicted model, not a curated record. Gene Ontology annotation, molecular function: protein phosphatase activator activity. Lineage: Eukaryota; Metazoa; Chordata; Actinopteri; Perciformes; Liparidae. Gene Ontology annotation, cellular component: nucleus; protein phosphatase type 2A complex; cytosol.